Messenger RNA from Phodopus roborovskii (desert hamster), 909 nucleotides. RefSeq names its product WD repeat domain 38 (gene Wdr38). Gene Ontology annotation, cellular component: nucleus; transcription repressor complex. Gene Ontology annotation, biological process: negative regulation of transcription by RNA polymerase II. Bases 24 to 842 code for a protein of 272 amino acids. The record is from RefSeq and is a predicted model, not a curated record. Gene Ontology annotation, molecular function: protein binding. Lineage: Eukaryota; Metazoa; Chordata; Mammalia; Rodentia; Cricetidae. The transcript is spliced from 8 exons.
GCCCUGCCCUUCAGCGGGCGCCCAUGAACAUCAAGGCCCCAACAAAGCUGGCUGUGGGCAGAGUGAGGUUCUUCGGCCAACACCGCGGGGAGGUCAACUGCUCUGCCUUCUCCCCUGAUGGCCAGACCCUGCUCACAGCCUCAGAUGACGGUUAUGUCUAUGUAUGGGACACCAAGAGUAGGAGACUGCUGUGGAGAAUGGCAGGCCACAGAGGACCAGUGAAGUUCUGUCGCUUCUCCCCUGAUGGCCGCCUCAUUGCCAGCUCUUCCUGUGACUGCACCAUUCGUCUGUGGGAUGUGGCAAGAUUCAAGUGUCUUCAUGUGCUGAAAGGUCAUCAGCGGAGCGUGGAGACAGUCAGCUUCAGCCCUGACUCAAAGCAGCUGGCAUCAGGUGGCUGGGACAGAAGGGUCAUUCUCUGGGAGGUGCAGGCCACUGGUUCCUGGGAUUCAACUGUGCAUAUUUGGGACCUGCGGGUGGCAACCCCAGCUGUCUCCUACCAGGAAUUGGAGGGCCAUACUGGCAACAUCAGCUGCUUGUGCUACUCAGCAUCUGGCCUCUUGGCAUCUGGCUCCUGGGACAAGACCAUCCGUAUCUGGAAACCCACAACAAACAGCCUACUUUUUCAGCUCAAGGGUCAUGCCACCUGGGUUAAAAGCCUAGCAUUUUCUCCUGAUGAACUGAGACUGGCCAGUGCUGGUUACUCCCCAACAGUCAAAGUCUGGGACUGCAACACAGGACAAUGCCUAGAGACAUUAAAGGGCCUGCUGGAUGUGGCCCAUGCUUGUGUUUUCACCCCUGAUGGCAAACUCUUAGUGUCAGGGGCUGCUGAUGUGACAAGAUGACAAGUAUGCUGUUCAAAGUCUCAAGAACAUCUUCCUCGGAACUUACCACAGGCCUAAAGUAACUAAG